Molecule: messenger RNA, 3524 nt
Organism: Macadamia integrifolia
Lineage: Eukaryota; Viridiplantae; Streptophyta; Magnoliopsida; Proteales; Proteaceae
Product: putative DNA (cytosine-5)-methyltransferase CMT1
Exons: 21
Coding region: 117-3335 (1072 amino acids)
Cellular component (GO): nucleus
Molecular function (GO): chromatin binding; DNA (cytosine-5-)-methyltransferase activity
Source: RefSeq, a predicted model, not a curated record
CAUAAAACGUGUUUUCCCCCCUCGCUUCAGUCACUAUCUCACGAGUCUCACGACUCUUUUGCUUCGCCUGCUUGCUUCCCUCUUCUACAAAUCUCUAAUCGCCGUCGUUGGUAAAAAUGCCGGCCGUUGGAAAGAAACGUACUAGAUCUAAGGGUAAGAUAGCUCCGGCGGCAACGCCAAUAGUUGAUGAAAUCGUCGAUGGUUCGUUGAAUAGCCCGAUCGAUUUGGGUUUGUCGGAAGACAAGAAGUCUGUAGAGAAGCAGAAGGCGGAGGAAGAAGUGAGCUCUACAAGAGCUUCUCGUUCUGCAAAGAAAGCAAAGGGGAAAAGGCCGUCCACCGGAAAGAAAAGUGCUAUAUCGAAGGGUAAGAUAGCUCCGGCGGCAACGCCAAUAGUUGAUGAAAUCGUCGAUGGUUCGUUGAAUAGCCCGAUCGAUUUGGGUUUGUCGGAAGACGAGAAGUCUGUAGAGAAGCAGAAGGCGGAGGAAGAAGUGAGCUCUACAAGAGCUUCUCGUUCUGCAAAGAAAGCAAAGGGGAAAAGGCCGUCCAACGGAAAGAAAAGUGCUAGGUUGAAGGGCAGGACAGCUCCGGCGGCGUUGCCCACGGUUGAUGAAAGUGACGGAGGUUCAUUGAAUAAUCUAAUCGAUUUAGAGCUGUCCGAAAACGAGAAGUCUGUUGAGAAGCAGAAGGCGGAGGAAGAAACGAGCUCUCCAAGAGCUUCUCGUUCGGUAAAGAAAGCAGUGGAAAAAAGGCCAACCACUGGAAAGAAACGUGCUAGGUCGAAGGGUAGGACAGCUCCGGCGGCGACGCCCACGGUUGAUGAAACUGACGAAGGUUCACUGAACAAUCUAAUCGAUUUGGAGCUAUCGGAAAACGAGAAGUCUGUUGAGAAGCAGGAGGAAGAAACGAGCUCUUCAAGAGCUUCUCAUUCUGUAAAGAGAGCAAAGAAAACUGCGUCGAAGGGUGAGAGCCGCUUGUAUGGAAAACCAGUUCCAGUGGCGGUAGCCCGCGAACGUUGGCCUCACAGAUACAAAGAUUUGAAUAACAAAAAAGUGAAGAAGACCGUCCGAUUAGGUGGCUCUAAAGGUGACGAUGAAGAGGAAGUUCUGCAGGCUCGGUGCCAUUACGAGCAAGCAGAAGUUGAUGGAUGCAUUUACAAUCUUAACGACGACGCUUAUGUGAAAGGUGAAGAAGGAGCUCCGGAUUACAUUGGUAGAAUUAUUGAAUUAUUUGAAACCGAAGAUAGACAGCCUUAUUUUACUGCGCAAUGGUUUUUCAAAGCUGAAGAUACUGUCAUCAAUGAUCAAGCUGGCCUUAUUGACAACAAGCGGGUAUUCCACUCUGAAUUGACUGAUGACAACCCAUUGGACUGCAUUGUUUCGAAAAUAAGAAUUGUACAAGUUGCCCCAGAUGUAACUUUUGGAGAAACUAAGAGAACUAUUCCACCUUGUGACUUUUAUUUUGAUAUGUCCUAUUCGUUGCCUUACUCCACAAUUGCAAACAUAUCCGCUGAAAAUUCAAGGGCUAGUACUGAAUCAACAAUUUCUAGUGAAACUAGUUUAGAUGAUACAACAGAUGAAAGCAAGUCCAAUGCUGAUUUCACCUUACUAGAUUUAUAUUCUGGUUGUGGAGCUAUGUCGACUGGUUUAUGCCUUGGUGCUAACUUAUCAGGCAUAAACCUUGUUACCAAAUGGGCUGUUGAUAUUAACAAAUAUGCUUGCGAAAGUUUGAAGUUGAACCACCCUGAAACGGAGGUAAGGAAUGAAUCUGCUGAAGAUUUUCUGCAAUUGCUGAAGGAAUGGGAGAAAUUUUGCAAGGAAUUCUGCUUGUUUGAAAAAGAUAAAACAUCAAUAGUUGGGGAAGAAGAUGAAGACGAAGGCGAAGAAGAUGGAUCAGUAGUUCCCAAAGGGGAGUUCGAAGUUGGAAAGUUGCUUGCGAUUUGCUAUGGAGACCCGAACGAAUGCAAGCAACGUGGAAUCUAUUUCAAAGUACGUUGGAAGGGUUAUGGGCCAAGUGAGGACACAUGGGAAGGUGUUGAAGGACUUAGCAAAUGUCGAGAAAGUAUAAAAAACUUUGUAACCAAGGGUUUCAACUCAAACAUCUUACCCCUUCCGGGUGAUGUAGAUGUUAUAUGUGGUGGACCUCCUUGUCAAGGGAUUAGUGGAUUUAACCGCUUUAGAAACAAGGAAGCACCACUGAACGACACCAAAAAUCAUCAAUUGGUGGUGUUUAUGGACAUUGUCAAUUUUUUGAAACCCAAGUUCGUUCUGAUGGAAAAUGUGGUUGACAUUUUGAAGUUCGCCCGUGGAUUUCUCGUGAAAUACGCUGUGGGCAGACUUGUUUCUAUGAAUUAUCAAGCAAGGCUUGGAAUGAUGGCAGCUGGUUGCUAUGGCCUUCCUCAGUUCCGCAUGCGUGUAUUCUUAUGGGGCGCUCGACCUACUGAGAAGCUGCCUCAAUAUCCAUUGCCAACGCAUGAGGUUGUUGUUAGAGGAAAUGUCCCUGUCAAUUUUGAGAAAAGUAUGGUUGCCUAUGAUGAGAAAAACCGAAUCAUAUUGGAAAAUGCAUUGCUUUUGGAGGAUGCUAUUUCUGAUCUUCCCCCAGUCACUAAUGAUGAGAGCCGGGAUGAAAUGCCAUAUGGGAAGGCCCCUAAAACUGAUUUCCAGCAGCAUAUAAGAUUGAGUCGGACUGAGUUGAUGUCUGUUGCUAGUAUUGAGAAAAAGGAAUUAAGCAAGUCACUACAGAAGGCAUUGCUAUUUGAUCACCGCCCUCUAAAAUUGAAUGAGGAUGAUUAUCAACGGGUUUGCCGUAUUCCGAAGAAAAAGGGUGCAAACUUUAGGGAUCUUCCUGGUGUGUUGGUUCGACCAGAUAAGAAAGUUGAAUGGGAUAAAUCCGUUGAAAGGGUGUACCUACCUUCAGGGAAGCCUUUGGUACCUGAUUAUGCAAUGACUUUUGUUAAUGGCUCAUCAUCUAAGCCAUUUGGUCGAUUGUGGUGGGAUGAAAUUGUUGCAACAGUGGUGACAAGGGCAGAGCCACAUAAUCAGGUUCUGUUGCACCCGGAGCAGGACAGAGUGUUAACCAUCCGUGAAAACGCGCGACUGCAAGGGUUCCCAGAUUUCUACCGGCUUUGUGGACCUAUUAAAGAGAGAUACAUACAGGUAGGCAAUGCUGUUGCUGUGCCAGUCUCCAGGGCACUUGGCUAUGCAUUGGGUUUGGCAUGUCAAGGGAACACUGAUGAUCAGCCCUUGCUAGUUCUACCUCCUAAAUUUCCUAACCAUCUUGAGCGGGUAUCAUGUUCAAUUGAAAGAGACGAUGCUAAUUGUUCAAGUAAGGAUGAGUAAUUUUAAUCUCUCCAAAUGGAGAGCUUUAUUGUUGAAACUAUUCUCUAUGAAAUGUACCAUAUUAGAAAGAGUUCAUUUCUCUCUUGUAUUUUUGGAUCCAACAUUGUGAAACUCUGUUUAUUAGUGUAUACAAUUUUGAAAAGGUGCACAAGCAAUAGUUUCUACUGCUACUCACCUUGUUACUUCCCA